Asparagus officinalis (garden asparagus) is the source of this 1056-nucleotide messenger RNA. RefSeq names its product ATP-dependent Clp protease proteolytic subunit-like. NCBI's taxonomy places the organism in Eukaryota, Viridiplantae, Streptophyta, Magnoliopsida, Asparagales, Asparagaceae. Gene Ontology annotation, molecular function: serine-type endopeptidase activity; ATP-dependent peptidase activity; ATPase binding. Gene Ontology annotation, biological process: protein quality control for misfolded or incompletely synthesized proteins. Gene Ontology annotation, cellular component: endopeptidase Clp complex. The record is from RefSeq and is a predicted model, not a curated record.
ACCCGAACCCGAACCCGAACCGAAGUUGAGACUCACAGUCGAGUCUCCCAUUCCCAUCACCCCCCAGCGUCCCUCUCCCCUCCCAAACCCUAACCCUAACCCUAACGCCGGCCAUGCUCGCCUCCUCUUCAUCGCUCCUCCCCCGCGCUCGCUCCUCCCGCCGCCGCCGCGCCUAUCGCGUCCUACGGCCUGAUCCGAUGGUGAUCGAGCACACCUCGGGGGAGCGGGCCUACGACAUCUUCUCUCGGCUCCGAAGGAGCGCGUGGUCUGCAUCAACGGCCCCAGUCUCCGACGACACGGCCGCCGUCGUCGUGGCCCAGCUCCUCUUCCUCGAGUCGGAGAACCCGCCAAGCCCCUCUCCCCUCUACAUCAACUCGCCGCGCGGCGCCGUCACCGGCCUCGCCAUCUACGACACCAUGCAGUACAUCCGCUCCCCGUCUCCCCUCUGCGUCGGCCAGGCCGCCUCCAUGGGCUCCCUCCUCCUCGCCGCCGGCCCGCCCGGCGCCGCCUCCCUCCCCAACGCCAGGGUCAUGAUCCACCAGCCGUCCGGGGGCGCCACCGGGCAGGCGACCGACAUCGCCAUCCACGCCAAGGAGAUCCUCAAGGUGAGGGAGAGGCUGAACGCCAUAUACGCCAAGCACACGGGGCAGAGCCUGGAGAGGAUCGAGGGGUGCAUGGAGAGGGACCUGUUUAUGUCGCCCGACGAGGCCAAGGAGUUUGGGAUUGUGGACGAGGUCAUUGAGCACCGGCCGAUUGCGCUGGUUUCGGACGCGGUCGAGGGUGGGGAGAAGGAGGGGAAAGGGAAGGAUGAGGGAUCGAGCCCGUAGGCGAAAGGUAAUAAAGGAUGAUUCUUUUUUUUCCCCUUCUAAUUGCUUCUUUGUUAGGGAACAGAGGUGUUGGAUGCUAAUCUAUCUGUAUGCUGCAAGAAACGGUUAGCUCAAUAAUCGCUUGUUGUUUGAUGUUCAUCCUAGCGGCGUUAUUUAGUGGGAGUUACAUUCGUCUUUUUCUAUUUAAUUUCAACGCAAUAUUGAUGUCUUGAGGAAUUGUGUUGUGUUC